AUGGCUGAAAUUGACACUUAUGACUAUAUUGUCUGCGGAGGAGGGACAUCCGGCUGUGUGGUGGCUGGCCGCUUAGCGGAAAACCCAGAGAUUCGAGUCCUGCUACUUGAAGCCGGCCAACACAACAAAGACCUUGAAAAUGUCCAUAUGGCUGGCGGGUGGUCCAAUAACUUCGAUGCCGAAACCGAUUGGAACAUUGUCACCCCGCCCAUGGCAGGCGUUGAUAACCGCCAGGUGAAAUUGAGUCGGGGCCGCUUCCUCGGAGGAUCCAGUGGAUGCAAUGGCACACUUUGCAUCCGAGGAAACAAGCAGGACUACGACGACUGGGGGCUGGAGGGAUGGAGUGGAGAUGAAUUCUUCGACAGCAUGCGAAAGUCAGAGACAUUCCACCCCAAGGGAUGGUUCGAAGCUGAUAAAGCGAGUCAUGGCUAUUCCGGCCCUCUACAUACCGAACCGCACGACCUAGCGCCAAUCUCCCAAUUGUUGAUGGAAUCCUAUGCCUCACAAGGCAUGCCGCUACACCAUGACAUGUUCAGCACUGGAGACGUCGCACAAGGCUGUGGGCAUGUUCCUCGUACGGUAUACAACGGUCUGCGAACUACAGGAGCUGAUUUCGUCACCAACAAAAACCACCGCGGUAACAUCACCAUCAAGACAGACACCACAGUCGAUAAGAUCAUCUUCAGCAAGACCAAUGAGCUUCGUGCUUCUGGAGUGGCAACACAGACAUCCGACGGUGUCUCCAGAAUAUAUUAUGCCAGAAAGGAAAUCAUCAUCUCAGGAGGCGCAUACUGCAGCCCUGCGAUCCUCCUUCGAUCUGGCAUUGGUCCCCAGGCAGAACUUGCGCAGCACAAUAUCUCCUGCACCAUCAACCUCCCGGGCGUGGGCAAGAAUCUGAUGGAUCACCUAAUCGUAUUCAUGUUCUACGAAACAGAGAAAAAAGGGCUAACAAACGACUCCCACGUCUACCACGACUCCAACUUCGACAAAACAUACCAAGAAUGGAAAGACAAGAAAAGCGGCUUCCUAUCAACAUUCCCAUUCGGCGCCUUCGCCUUCGCAAGACUAGACGACCGACUCCAAGAUUCCCCACUCUGGCAAAACGCCCCCCGAGCCCCAGGCCGCGACCCCAUGGGCCUAACGCCCAGCCAACCAAACAUCGAAUUCUUCAACACAGAAUGCUACGGCGGACCAAAGCAAUACGACCAAUUCCCGAUUAACCACCAGCACGCAUUUUCAAUGAUUGCGGAACUAUUCGCGCCGAAGUCUCGGGGCUCCGUGACGCUGAAAUCUGCGAACGCGAUGGAGAACCCGGUUGUGGAUUGUAACUAUUUGACUGAUCCUUUGGAUGUUUUGGUUCUUAGUGAGGCUUGUCGGUAUGGGAAUGAGGUUGUUAUGCAGGGUGCUGGGACGAAGGAUAUUGUUAAGGGGUCUUGGCCGCCGAAUUUGAAUCAUCAUACUUAUAAGACGAGGGAGGAGUGGGUGCCAUAUGUUAAGGAGCAUGCUACUACAUGUUAUCAUGCUGCGGGUACUUGUGCUAUGGGAAAGAAGGAUGACCCUAUGGCUGUGCUUGAUGAGAAGCUGCGGGUUAGGGGUGUUGCUGGGCUGAGAGUGGCUGAUUGCAGUGUUAUGCCCACGCUUCAUGGCGGUCACACUCAGAUGCCAGCUUAUGGGAUUGGUGAGAAGUGUGCGGAUCUAAUCAAGGAGACAUGGCGGAUGGCUGGCAAUGUGUAUCCGCGUAUUUAA
Messenger RNA from Penicillium olsonii, 1746 nucleotides. The record is from the annotation of a GenBank genome assembly. Lineage: Eukaryota; Fungi; Ascomycota; Eurotiomycetes; Eurotiales; Aspergillaceae.